Frankliniella occidentalis (western flower thrips) is the source of this 3228-nucleotide messenger RNA. RefSeq lists its product as uncharacterized. Gene Ontology annotation, cellular component: cytoplasm. The coding region runs from base 330 to 2111 and encodes 593 amino acids. Gene Ontology annotation, molecular function: kinase binding; ubiquitin binding; molecular adaptor activity. The transcript has 11 exons. The record is from RefSeq and is a predicted model, not a curated record. Gene Ontology annotation, biological process: cell migration; negative regulation of organ growth; regulation of DNA-templated transcription. NCBI's taxonomy places the organism in Eukaryota, Metazoa, Arthropoda, Insecta, Thysanoptera, Thripidae.
CAUAUGCAAUGUCAUGGCGCCCAUUUCCAUUCCCCCUCAUGCGGUUCAGUGCAUUUGACAGGGGCGAGAAGGGUGCGAAAAGAAAGACUGAUUCGGCAAAUGACUGGAGUACGGUGCCUGCAAGACUCAAGGGUAGGCACCCCUGCAGUACACGCAUACACUGCAUCCACGAUGAUGCCUAACUACCAGGCUCCACGAGAACAGAGGCUGAGCUUGGCAGCUACUACAUCAAUUUUAUCAACAAAACUACAACAUGGGAUGAUCCUCGUGCUCACGCUCCUAUAGUUCAUGCUCCUCCACCCUAUCAAGAACCAGCACAACUCCUAAACAUGCAGCCUCAACUGCAUGGAACACCUGACCAUCGCAAUAUUUACCCCUCCAGUCCUGCUCCUUAUCACCCUCAACCUGCUUUUCAUUUACCCUCCCCUUACAUCCAAGAAAUACUGCGUCAGGAUAUAUCCAGUUUCCGCCCAAGUCCAGUGCCUGGUCGUGCGCAUACUGCACCAUUAAUGGGAUCCCAUGCUAUUGGGCAUCAUAGUAGUAGUAAACUACAGGAAACUUCAUUCAGCACUGCUGUAGCCACAGAGAAUUCUGUUGCCAAAAUUUCUGCAAUGUUUCCAACUGUUUCAGAAACGCACAUUCGUGCUCUUCUAAUCAAGUACCAUAGCCGAGAAGCUGUGGUAAUCAGUGCUCUGCAGGUGGAGAAGAAUCCAAUAACAACCCCGGGUCCUUUCAGUACCCCUCCUCUUGCCCGUCACAUUAUAAUUCCCCCUUCUGUUCUUCCUCCCAACUAUCAUUCCACUCCACCUUCUGGCCUCCGAGACUUUGUCACUCCUCCCCCCUCCUUGUACUCAUAUGGCUAUGGAACUGGUGGAACUUUGACAGGAAGCCUUGCCUCUAGCUCCUGUAUGGGUUCACCAGCGAUUCGCCACUCCCCAAGGCCUCAUUCUUCUCCUAAGAUGAAACUAAGAUAUAUGAAGAGUAUGUUCCCAAAAGCGGACGAGACUGUUAUUUUGGACACUUUGUACAAUGUGGAUAACAAUGUGCAAGCAGCUACAAGCCAACUACAAGCUAUGGGCUUUGACAAGAGAGAUACAACACCUUCUCAUGCGGGUACACCGUCCUCAAAAAUGAAGGUGACAGAUAAAAAUAUGACUGAAAAGGAGAAAGAUAAAGUAACCAGCACUCCUACAACAUCAGCAAGAUUGAGGAGUGUGGAAGAAAAGCAAGGAAUGCGUGACAGGAUAAAGAAAACUUAUCCAGAUUUAGCUGAGCAAGUUAUUCUGAUGGCUUUAGAUAGUGUGGAUUAUGAUGAAAAAAAAGCUGAUCUCAUUCUGAAGACAAUGAUCAAAGAAGACACUCCAAAGUCAACACAACCAAGUUCUGCAUGCUCAUCUCAAAGACCUCAGAGUAAUAAAUCUGAAGAUGCUGAUGCGUCAUCUUUGGGAACAAAAACAACCAUAGAGGCAGAUGUGAUCACUCACUCUAAUAAAAAGGGAAGUUUUGACCACAAUAAGAGCUCGGUGGAGGAGGAUCUUAAGAUCACCCAAAAUUUCCCUGCUACAGAGGACAUUGCUCUUAAAACAGAAGGUAGCUCUACCCUUCAAAAAAGUGUUGGCGACUGUGGACCAACAUCUAAAAGUAUUUUAACAACAAAUGCAACAGUUCAUCUGUCUCCGAAGAAAGCAGCUUCUUCAAAAUAUUCUGCUCAGCCACUGUCAAUGAAGACAUCAAUCAAAAAGACAAAGGGCAAAAAGGAUGUUCCAAAGGUUUCAAGAGGCACAAGCACCACAGAAGAUAAAGAAUAUCGUUCAGCCUACCGAAUAACAACAACUGGACCCAAUCCAGGGUUUCACCAUGGACCAAAUGACGAACUAUUAAUAGAGGAUUAUGUGACAUGGGCAGGGCCCAACCGCAGUUCUGAACAUGCCAGCAUGGCAAAGGGUCCAAAUAAAGCCCUAUUAAGCUGUCAGCAGACUGCAGCUCGAGGACCAAAUAGAGAUGCAUGUAAAGGUCCUCAGAAAGGGCUAUCCAAAGGAAGUCUUUACUCCCGUUUAGCCGCCUGUAAUGCUGCCGCUACUCUGCUCGUUGUUGAAUCGCGGGGGAAGUGAAGCAAACCAGGAUAAAUGUUUGUACCAUACCAUCUCAGCAAAAACCACAGAUUGAUUCUAAAUUCUACACGAUCUGUUCCUGUUUCAUGAUGUACUAUUUCCUUUUUAAAAAUUGCAUGGCUGUAGUUGGCUAAGUGAUGACAAAGCCUAUUAAUCCAGUUCAUACUAUUAUGGGACGUCUAGUAUUUUCCUACUUGUUAAGAGUUUUAUAAAAAUUUUGUCCAAUAUGAACAUUUUUCAUCUUUUUGUCAUUUAUACAUGGAUGACAUUUACUUUCCAUCCACUAAAAUUAAGAUAAAACUCUAUUUAGUACUUAUUUUUAUCAACUCAAGGGACAGAAUUUUAGAAAUUUAGGAGAUAAAGUAUCACAUUUGUUUUUCAUGCUGCAAUAUAAUUGUGUCUUAUUGUUGGCGAUUAAGUGGCAAACAAUUCAUUGCAUCUUUGUAAAAAAUUUAUAGUCUUCUGAAUGUUCUUGACUUCCCAUUUGAAGUUGUUAGUAGAUACGUAUUUGUCAGUAUGUAGUGAGACCUGUAAAAGCAGAAGUAGAUAAAUGUUCAAUGGUAUAUGUCAUGUCCAAUUUGUAAUGUAAUGAGUGGGAUUUUUAGAGGACAAUAGUCCUUAAAUUUUGGUAGCCAAUGUUCGUAAAGUUGAAGUAGAUUGUAAGUACACUAUAGGCAAUGUUAGAAAUUCUAGAGUCAAUUUAAAAUUUACUUUAGAUUUGUGAAGAUUACCACCUGGUAUUGAAUCUUUUAUCAACAUUUUGACUAGUCUUAUCUAAGCUGAAAGUAACAAGCUGUGAUUAAGGAAUACAAAAACAAUACUCUUUUUCUUUUACCAAAUUUGGCAUUAUGCUGAAGUUGUCAUGGAUAGUAGAUUCAAAAGAAAAGCAAGUUGCUCAACAGUGUUUGGUUAUAGAAAGUUGUUUGUCAUGUGAUGAUGUGUGUGAUAAUAGAUAAAUUAAUAUUUUUUAGAAAUUUGCAAGGACAUCAUUUUCUUGCCAAUAAAAUGAAAGCUGCUGAGGAAUUCAUUUCAUAGGCAAGGUAUUUAAAAAAAUGUCGAUAUUGUAUUGUAACUUCUUUACUUACAGUUUGAGUUCAAUAAAAUGAUGGUGAAAACA